Molecule: messenger RNA, 1032 nt
Organism: Puccinia graminis f. sp. tritici CRL 75-36-700-3
Lineage: Eukaryota; Fungi; Basidiomycota; Pucciniomycetes; Pucciniales; Pucciniaceae
Exons: 2
Coding region: 1-1032 (343 amino acids)
Source: RefSeq, a predicted model, not a curated record
AUGCUCAUCAACAAAAAGUUGACCGAGCGGCCUGAGGAAUCGGAAGUUCCGGAGCCAGCUCUUCCGGACAACCGAGUCGUUAUAUCAUCGAUUGAUUUACAUUACUGCUUAUAUGUCAAUAGCGACAUUAUCUAUUAUCGAAGGCCGCGCUAUGAUGAUGAAGAGGCAACCAUUAAUCAGGGUGAUUACCAACGGUUGAUGUCAUUCGGUCACAUCGAGCCCCUGGAGGUGGACCUGGAUAGAACCGACUUCGAGUCUUUCAAAUCACAACUGCUCCUUCAGCUGGCCAACACUCGGGCCGAUUAUCAGCUUGGCAUGCUCAUCGAGCAUUUCGAGAGUACAAGGGACAUCUUAUGGAAGGCUCAGGUUUACAGUUACGAAGAACGUCGGAUCGUGGCAAAUUAUGAUCUCCACGAACGCUUUCGCUCAUGGAAAUACGACGUUCUCACCUCUCCAUUAGGGGGGUUCACGAUAGCUUUUCACCAGAAAAGUUUUAUCGUCCCACCAGUGUCCCACGCACGCCAGCAAGCCUCCGACCCGAAGAAACCUGUUCCACGCACGCCAGCAAGCCUCCGACCCGAAGAAACCUGUUCCACGCACGCCAGCAAGCCUCCGACCCGAAGAAACCUGUUCCACGCACGCCAGCAACCCUCCAACCCGAAGAAAGCCUCUCAAUCAACUUACCGGAUUUUUAAACCAGCAUCUCACCAAAUCAUCCGAUCCCACACCAUGCACAAAAACAGUGAGCGUCAACAGAUACUCCGAGAUAUCUUCAUGAUACUGGCAUUUCUCCACCAGCAGGAGACAGACGACCUCAUCGACUCAACCUUAGGAAUCCCCACGGUGCCAUCACUUGGGAAAAUAUUGGCCCCUACCAAUCCAGGCCGCGCUUUCGUGCUGGACUUUUUAUUUGACGAUCAGGCUAUGAUAUCCGAUGUCUUUGAUUUGGUUCUCCGUAAUCGAUACUUGAAUGACCGAUCGCCGGGGAGAACACGUGAAGAAUUUGACUUGGCCCAGCUUUUCUGUCGGUGA